Molecule: messenger RNA, 4091 nt
Organism: Osmerus eperlanus (European smelt)
Lineage: Eukaryota; Metazoa; Chordata; Actinopteri; Osmeriformes; Osmeridae
Product: putative helicase mov-10-B.2
Exons: 24
Coding region: 524-3622 (1032 amino acids)
Biological process (GO): regulatory ncRNA-mediated post-transcriptional gene silencing
Cellular component (GO): cytosol; P granule
Molecular function (GO): 5'-3' RNA helicase activity; RNA binding
Source: RefSeq, a predicted model, not a curated record
GCCCCUUACACCAACCUAGCUGGAGUGAACUGAGCGACAUAACAACUUACGACAUUGUUCGUACACUCUUCAAAUAAUUGUUUAUACAUAAAUAUAUGAAUAUUAUAGCCUAUACGUACGCUAAAUACAUUCACGUUUUCAGCGUGGUUUAGGUAAUGUGGUUAUGGUAAAACAACAAACUCCAUGCAAUGUAGCAUGCAUAAAAGAUGGUCAUGCUAAGAAUAGACUAGAGAUACACAUGAGAGCGCUUUAAAUGUAAAAGACUGGCCGCCGAUUCACAGCUCUAACGAUUUAUCUCAAUCAUGCCCAAAUAGUGGCCUGCUACAUGGAGUAGGCUAAACUCCCGUUUAUCAAGGGUAUCCGCCCAGUUAAAUUUAGGUUUCGUUUCUUACUGGUAUCAUCAUUUCCGAAGAACCUCUUUUCAAAUCACCCGGCGAUUUAGCUGCACGUAACUGAAGUGGCUUGAUCGUAAAUUUAAACUUUAAAUUUAUGUUGCGGAAUUGAUCCGUCAUAUGUAUACAACAUGAGUGGACGGAGUAUGCAGGCUCGUCGCCAAGUUGGACUGGAAUUCAUUGAAUUCCUAGAAGAAACAAAUCGAAGAUCCAUUACAGACAAGCACGAACUCCGUGACAUCUACAACUCCGAAUUCAGGAACAGAACUCUUGGACUCAAGGACCCAAACUUCAGUGGGAUUCUGUAUGCUCUAAGGUUAUCCCGAAAAGCCAAGAUUUACGAUGGACAAGUACAUUUCAAUCCCAUGCAAGUGACCUACGACUCUGAGAUGGAAAGGUUCCCCCUCAGCUCUGGAAGUAUGCAGGUGAGGGCUUUUCAUGAAGAUCAGUGGCAAAGACCCCGGUCCCAGCACCCGCAGAAGGGGCUGUCCAAUGGAGUGCCUGUGCAGAAUGGAGUUUCUCCUGACCGGGGCGAAGCCUCAGAGCUCGUGUCAGGGGUCCGUGCUAGGAGAGAACUAGCACAUCGGCUCAUCCAGAACCUGAAAGCCAACAGGGAUAUGUAUAUAUCUGACAAAGGGGGGGUCACCAUCACAACUGAUCAUAAUAUGGAGGAGGGGAGAAUUCGCAUCUCUGUGGAUGGAGUGACAGAGGUUUAUGUGGUCAGGCUGUUCGUGGAGAACAAGGGUUCGGGCCCGGUCCACUUCACCUACUACUCUGCCCUGCACUGGAUGAACUGCUUCAUCCUGGAAGAUGAGCACAAAGUCACCCGAGCCAACCCGCUCCAACUCCUACCUGGUGUGCGCUAUGAGAUCCAGGUCAAGUUCAAGCCUAAGAUGGUGGGCUUCUACCCCGCCACUCUGGCCUUCGAGUUCAAGACAGACCUCCUGCCCUCCUCCGCGGCCUUCCACGUCGUCCGCUUCCUGGAAGCCCAGCGCGUCACCUCCCUGGCCAGGGAGCUGGCCCCCACAGCCCCCUACAGACGCCGCCCCAUUACAGCUUCCAACUCCCAGUACUUCACUGUGGAGGAUGGAGAGCCUCCUGAAAGCACGGCCAAGCAGCGUCUGGUGUCGCUGGUGUCGCUGAAGGACUACAAGGUGCCGGCCUAUGUGAGGGAGCUCAUUCAGUUUGAUCGGGGCAAACUGUCCUCUUUUUCCUAUCGAUCGGAAAUACGCUCCGCACAGGCAGUGUUGGAAGGUGCUCUGAGCUGGGAGAACUACUCUCACAAGUUCCAGGUGCUGCUCUACCUGGAGGAGCUGCAGAUGGAGGUGGACAUUAAGAAGUACAACAUGGAGGACCAGCCCAUGCACUUUCUCCACACCAAUAAGAGGUUCCUGGUUCUCGAUGUGCCAGGUGUGUCAGAGAACCGUCCGUCGGUGCUCAGGGGGGACGCCCUGCUAGUCACCAAGACAGCCGAAGCAUCGCGAGGCUCAGCCGGCCUGGUGAAGUACAAAGGGUUUGUCUACAGAGUGGAACUGGAGAAGGUCCAGCUGAACUUCAAUAAGAAGCUGUUGGCAAGCUUCAUAGAUGGGAUGCAGUUCAACGUUGAGUUUACAGUUAACCGCCUUACAACUCGCCUCCAGCAGAGGGCAGCAGAGAUGGCCUCCCAAUACAAGCUGGGGAAGGUGCUGUUUCCUUCUGAGGAAGACUCUGUUCCCAUGCCCGACCUCCCUGAUCUCAGGCUCUACGACGUUAAGCUGGAGAAGAACCCAGAACAGCACAGAGCUAUUCAGAACAUUGUGGCUGGCUCAUCCAGACCUGCUCCUUACCUGGUGUUUGGCCCACCUGGAACAGGAAAAACAGUGACUGUGGUUGAAGCUAUUAAACAGUUGGUGAAGACGAACAGCGUCAACCACAUCCUGGCCUGUGCGCCGUCCAAUAGUGCGGCAGAUCUGCUGUGUAAGAGGAUUGUCGAACACGUUGACAAGCGGCUGGUGUUGCGCAUGUACGCCAGCAGCCGCAACCCCUGGGACGUGCCUGCGGAACUGCUGACAUGCUGUAACCUGGAUGAGGACAAGGAGACCUUUGUGUUUCCCUCGAGGGAGGAUCUUAUGGAGUACAAGAUAAUGGUCACCACCCUGCUGACUGCUGGAAGGUUAGUGACUGGAGGAGUGCCCCAGGGUCACUACAGUCAUGUGUUUGUAGAUGAGGCAGGACAUGCAGUGGAGACAGAGUGCAUUAUUCCCCUGGCAGGCCUGCUCCAGCCUGGGUCAGGUCAGGUGGUGCUGGCUGGUGAUCCCAAGCAGUUAGGACCCAUCCUGAGAUCUCCUCUGGCCAUCAAGCAUGGGAUGGGGCUGUCUCUGUUGGAGAGGCUGAUGAAGGAUGUGUCUCUGUACCAGAAGGGCAAGGGAGGGGCCUACAACGACCGCUAUGUUACCAAACUACUGCGCAACUACAGGUCUCAUCCUGCCAUCUUAAAGAUUCCCAACGAGCUCUUCUACGAUGGAGAGCUUCAGGUGUUCGCCAACGAGAUUGUUCGCAACUCCUACUGCAACUGGGAACAUCUGCAGAAGCAGGGUUUCCCAAUAAUCUUCCGUGGGGUAACCGGUCGUGAUGAGCGUGAGGCUAACAGCCCCUCCUUCUUCAACGUGGCAGAAGUAGAGAUCCUGAUGGAAUACUUGAAGAAGCUCUUCCAGACCCAGGGCAAGAAAGGCCUGGCAAAAAUCUUCCCCAAGGAAAUCGGAAUUAUUGCCCCAUACAGGAAACAGGUGGAAAAGGUCCGCAAGGCCAUCAAGAUAGUGGAGAAGGAGCUUAAGCUGAACAUGAAAGACUUGAAGGUGGGCUCAGUGGAGGAGUUCCAGGGACAAGAGAGGAAGGUGAUCCUGGUGUCGACAGUUCGCAGUUCCCAUGAAUACGUCAAGCUAGAUCAAAAGUUCAGCCUUGGCUUUGUCAAGAACGAGAAGAGAUUCAACGUGGCAACGACACGAGCCAUGUCCUUGCUUGUUGUGGUGGGAAACCCCAUAGUUCUGAGAGAAGACCCUAUAUGGGGCAGGUUCAUCCAGUACUGUGAGGAUCAAGGGCGUGCUGCUGCUUUUUACUGUCACGCCAUGGAGGAGGAGGAAGUGCUGGUGGAGAGACUGGCUGCUCUCUACCUUCAAGCAGAGCCUCAAGUGGACACGGAAGAGAGUGUGACCCAGCAGCUUUUGGACCCUGAGUGGAGAAACGAGGUGUGAGCCCAUGGCUCUCGGGAAUCGUUCCAGAACACACACACACACACACACUCAUCCACAACCAGUACUCCUAGGAUGAGGGAGUGUGUGGUUUUAGUUUUGGAGAACGGACUCUGACUGGACUGAAGUGGAAUGGACCCAUCCUGAAGACCAUGGAACAUGACAGCCGAGAGAACUUCGGAAUCCCAUUUUUCUAAUUAGAGUUUAUUUCUUCUGAUAUAUGUCAAGGUCUGGAGCCCUCUGGAAUGUUUUCACCCCGCAGAGAAGCCCUCUGCCCUCCCUUUAAAGUGGUCUCUUGAUCUAGUGGUUUCUUGGAUGCCAUUAUCUUACAGUUUUUCGUGUCUCAGCCAAAGUGCCUUUCAUGACCAAAGCCCCUCAAAUUGAAAAGCACUUGGACUUAAUGGAAAUGAUUAUCAGCACUUUGUUGGAUGAAUUAUUUUGUGAUUAAAUGGAAGUUGAGCUCACUGUGUAA